Messenger RNA from Physcomitrium patens, 3060 nucleotides. RefSeq lists its product as uncharacterized. The record is from RefSeq and is a predicted model, not a curated record. NCBI's taxonomy places the organism in Eukaryota, Viridiplantae, Streptophyta, Bryopsida, Funariales, Funariaceae.
GUGCCUUGGCCGCCUUCGCCGCCUUCACGGCAGCCUUGGACGGACGCUGGUCUAGCGCGGCUCUAGAAUCGAGCCCCCUAUUGUUUUCAAAUGGGUAGUUUCUAGGGUGGCGAUUGUCGCUCGCAGGUUUGUCUGCUGUGUUGGUGUAUUAGGGAACGUUCACGGACCAGAUUGUUGCUCCUUCCCUGAUAGCCAGUCAGCCCAUCUCGACGUUCCUGCUUGCGUCGAAGUCAGACCCGGAGUCCUGAGUUUCCGACGCGCUGCCGUGUUGAAUGUAUAUUUUUAUUCGUGAGUUGCAAUCGAGGGCACCAACAGUUUGGAAAAGUUGGUUACUCCGCGGGACCGGACUAGUCGUUUGACCUUGAGAACGAAGAAAGGGAGCAAAGAUUUUGGCGUGCGAGAUUUGUUGUUGAAGAAGAGGAGUUUGUUGCAGUGGUUGGGUGGUUGAGUGAGGGUUACUGGACAGGAAGGAGACGUUUUUUUAUUCUUCUUUCUGGCAUCGGAGAAUAUGGACGGAACGAAAUCAUCUCUGUCGGGGUAGCGGAGACUUUUCAGGGAUUACCCACGCAUUUCGCCUCGCGAUUACGUGACUCGUGAGGAAGGAAGCUGGCGGACCCGGGUAAUCAAUGAAUCGUUUCUGGUGCGAAGCGCGUGAGAGAGCAGCGUGGUCAGCAUCACUUGAAACUUCUGGUUUAGAUCUUCAGCAUUGUGUAGUAACGGCUCAUACAUGCAUCACAGAGUGACAUCGCUCGCAACUAAUUAGACUUGGAUAGUAUUUCACAAUGGGGUGCACGGCGUCGAGAGAAAACGGGAUCUCGAUUCGGGACAGGGAAAGGCUUGGGAAUCGGCGGAAGCUCAGUAAGAGUAGCUCCUUCACACCCUUGCGAUCCUCGAAGCCUCGUGACUUGCACUACGAUUAUCAUGUGGUCGCGCUCACGUCCAGCACGUAUGGCCUCAUGAAGCUGCUCGAGUCUGAGCAAGUGAACGAGCACUUGGUGUCUGUCAUCGGCGGUAAUGGCGCCGUUGAUGAAGAACAGACUGGGGGCUACAGCAAAUUACGGAAGUCAGACACUAUGCCGGUUCGUGGGAAGGCGCCGAAGACGACGUGGACCGACAUGGCGAUGGCGACAUGGAAACAUAGCGACUCUCGGUUCAAGCUGGAGCAAAUUCGGAAAAGCCAAAUCGAGGCGAAGUUCCCGCUGAACCCGAAGGAGAUGGAAGAGACAGUGGAGCCUUGCGAGACGGAGACGAUCAACACAUGGGAGCUCAUGGAGGGACUCGAUGAUCGAACGCCUCUUGCAUCACCGUUGCCGACCAAUCCCGCUCCUGCGGUUCCCCCACCCAAGGAUCUAAGCUGUGUAGGGGUUUUGCCUAAAUUGUCCAGUAUGCCCAGCUUCACCCGGUCGCGAUCGCUCAACGCUGUCGAUGGACUCUGGAUCAUGAGCAAGGCAGGACUUCCACACCCCGAUCACUCCAUCGACUCCAAUUCGUCUGUGACACAAAUUUCGACGAACCAAAGCUUCGAUUUCUCCAACAGGGGCAGCAUGGAUUUCUCCAGCAGGUGGAGCAUGGAUUUCAAGGGGAGCAUGGAUCUCUCCAGCACGGGCAUGCCUGUGGAUUUCCCAGAACGGUGUAGUGGGUCACUCAACAAUGCAGGCUUACAGAUGGACAUUGCACAGCACAAGUCGAGCCGUGAGGGGCUACUACCGAGUGGGCAAGUGAUGGGCUUCCCGAUGCAGCAGGAUUCAGGCCAGUCUUUUCAGUCCACGAUGUUUCCAACCGUUUCAGAUGGUUCUCAUGGCGACAGCAAUUUGUUCGACCCGGACAUCUUGGCCACCUUUCAAUCUGCAGCCAACGAGGAGAAAUCACCCACGUCUUACUCCGACGACGAUUGGUGCCACGUCCGUCACCGCAGCGAUGGGGAAGCAUCCACAUCCGGCAGCGUUGCAGACGACGACAGCAGCCCGAUUCAGUGGUCACGAAGCAAGCAACAAACUGUGUUCAACGACACAUCCAGCAGCAUUUGCGACGGUGGCCGGGGAGAUUUGCAUUCAGGGACGUAUGGCUCUCGCAGGACACGGCAGUCGGACUCAUUCGCGAAGGUGAUGCCAUUCGACAACUUCGACGACAGCCAUCUUCGGCCUCGCGUCAACCUCGACCCGCUCUACAAAUACGAGGAGAAGUGUCCUCCGGGGGGCGAUGAUCGCGUCGUGCUCUACCUAACAUCCCUGCGCGGCAUUCGAAAAACAUUCGAAGACUGUCACAGUUUGCGCAUGAUCCUGCAGAGUCACUCCGUGUGGGUCGACGAGCGCGACGUCUCCAUGCACGCUGAGUUCCGUCAGGAGCUCAGGGAUCUGCUUGAUGGGCCCGUCAUCGUGCCCCGGCUCUUCAUCAAAGGCCGAUACAUCGGCGGGUCGGAUGAAGUGCGCAAGCUGCACGAGGAUGGCAAACUGAGCGACCUGCUUAGGGAUUUCCCCGUGGUUCAGUUCCGGAAAGCUUGCGACGGCUGCGGCGGCGUCCGAUUCGUGCCGUGCCCGGAUUGCAGCGGCAGCUGCAAGAUCAUAACGGCGGCGAACGAGGUUGCUCGCUGCCCGGAUUGCAACGAAAAUGGGUUGAUCAGAUGUCCCGUAUGCUUUUAACCAAAUAAUGUUACUAAAAAAACAAAACUGCGCAAGGGCGGCGAUCUCUUCGCAUCAAAUUUUUCCUCGGGCAUCGAAAUAUAAUGUUCUCCGAUGUUGGAUCUGGCUGCCAAUCACCCAACCAAAUGGCUGGUCAAAUAGAUCAUGUAACCUAGCCCUUCGAGUUUUUUCAUGUGGGUGGACAAGAGUGUAUAUAACACGAAAACUAUGCUCAGCAGUGUUGUUGAUGGGUAGCGACUCACGUGGUAGCAUACACGAGCAGUGUGUUUUUUUAAACCUGCUUCUCUCGUGGUCUGGAUCCUUUCGCUGCGGGAGCCGGAGCGAGUGGGCAAUCAGCGUUGGACUAGCGAUGGUUUUCCACUUUACACCCCCCUGUGUACUAUUUCCCAAAUGAAUACGAUGCGUUUCUCUCUUCAUGCAU